AUGGCUUCCGCACCACAGAUCCCACCCAUCCCUUCCUCGCCAACCUUUCAUACGACACACAGCGCUCUUGAUACCAUCAUGGCGGCUGAUUUCGAAAAGCAGAGUUACUGGCACAAGCGCUUCGCGUCCGAAGAGGCCUUUGAAUGGCUCCUCCCGUCAGCCGAGUUCACUUCAAUAAUCGAGCCCGCUCUUGACCGGCUUGAUCCGGACACGGCCCGUAUCCUCCACAUCGGCUUCGGUACAAGCGACCUUCAGAAUCACUUCCGCGCCCGGGGUUUCCGUCAUGUUUUGAACGUCGACUACGAACCACUCGCCAUUAAUCGAGGUCGCGAUCUCGAAAAGAAGGCUUUUGGAGAUGUUCAAAUGCGUUACGAUGUUCAAGACGCCACUCAGCUGAACCUGAACGAAAAGUUUGAUCUUGUCGUUGAUAAAAGUACCGUCGACGCCAUCUGCUGUGGCGGCGUAACGGCACUGCGCCGCAUGGUUGCUGGUGUUAGAGGUUGUCUUGCAGAUGGUGGUAUUUGGGUGUCAUUAAGCUUCUCGGAGUACCGGUUCAACCUUGAUGAUUUACCGUUCGACGUUGAAGUGCUCGCCAAAAUUCUCACCCCAAAACUAUCACCUAAUGAUCCGGACAUUUAUCACUGGUGUUACCUUUUACGACCAAAACACGACACACCCUUUGGUUCGCCGCAGUAUUUGAAUGACAACCCUCUCGAACAAGACUAA
Fusarium venenatum is the source of this 726-nucleotide messenger RNA. RefSeq names its product S-adenosyl-L-methionine-dependent methyltransferase. Lineage: Eukaryota; Fungi; Ascomycota; Sordariomycetes; Hypocreales; Nectriaceae. The record is from RefSeq and is a predicted model, not a curated record.